This is a messenger RNA of Anolis sagrei ordinatus, 1471 nucleotides long. RefSeq names its product renin binding protein (gene RENBP). Gene Ontology annotation, biological process: carbohydrate metabolic process; N-acetylglucosamine metabolic process; N-acetylmannosamine metabolic process. Gene Ontology annotation, molecular function: N-acylglucosamine 2-epimerase activity; peptidase inhibitor activity. NCBI's taxonomy places the organism in Eukaryota, Metazoa, Chordata, Lepidosauria, Squamata, Anolidae. The record is from RefSeq and is a predicted model, not a curated record.
ACUUAGCCAAAUCAUAUGACCACCAGUUCCCAAAUUAACUCUGGCACUUUUUUUGCAAAGUUGUUGAUAGCAACUGCUACGCCUGCCUUAGUGUGGAGGAGCACUUGGGUCCCCUAUCACCCAGUCCAGCCCCAGAUAGACUUCCCAGCAGAAGCAUCAGGAAUGGAUUUGCAGGGGCUCCGAAACUGGCACCGAAGGAUCUCUGGCGAGCUGGAUUUGGUGGUGGCAUUCUGGCUGCAGCACUCCCAUGACGAAGAAUACGGAGGCUUCUUUACAUGUCUGGGCCAGGAUGGGAAGGUUUAUGAUGACUUGAAAUAUGUCUGGUUGCAAGGGCGGCAGGUUUGGAUGUACAGUCGCUUGUAUCGGAAAGUACCACGUUUCCGGCGUCCUGAACUCCUGCAAGCAGCCAGAGCAGGUGGGGAGUUUUUGCUCCGGCAUGCGCGUGUGGCCCUACCUUCCCAGAAGUGUGCCUUUGUCCUGACCCGGGAUGGGCGUCCGGUGAAAAUCCAGCGCACCAUUUUCAGCGAGUGCUUCUACGUCCUUGGGCUGGAUGAGCUUGGGCGAGCGACAGGAGAAUCCCGAUACCAGAGGGAAGCACAGGCGAUGAUGGAAGCCAUCGUGCGCUGGGUGAGGGAGGACCCCUCUGAGCUGGGGCGCCCACAGUUGGCAGGAGCUGCCCCCCACGACUCCAUGGCAGUUCCCAUGAUGCUCCUCAAUCUGGUGGACCAGCUGUCAGAAGGUGAUGGGGAGGCUGCAAGCCAAUUCAGCGAGCUGGGGAAUUGGGCUGCUAAGCGAAUCCUCAUGCAUGUGCAGAGGAAUGGGACUGCUGUUUUGGAGAAUGUCUCUGAAGAUGGCAAGGAAUUACCAGGGUGUUUGGGAAGACAACAGAAUCCUGGUCAUGCUCUGGAAGCAGGCUGGUUCCUGCUCCGUCAUGCCCAGCGCCAGCAAGACUCAGCCCUCCAGUCCCAGGCUGUGGAGAAGUUUAUAAAGCAGCCGUUCCAUUCAGGCUGGGACCCUGAGCACGGGGGUCUUUUUUCCUUCCAAGAUGUGGAUGGGCUCUGUCCUACUCAGCUGGAAUGGAAAAUGAAGCUUUGGUGGCCACACACAGAGGCGAUGAUUGCUUUCUUAAUGGGUUUUGCGGACACACGAGACCGAGAGCUCUUAGAACUGUUUGAUCAGAUGGCAAAAUAUACGUUUGAUAAGUUCCAUGACUCAGAGGCGGGUGAGUGGUUUGGUUAUCUGGCCCAAGAGGGCAAGGUGGCGCUCACAAUCAAAGGAGGGCCAUUUAAAGGCUGUUUCCAUGUCCCCCGUGCACUCUAUAUGUGUGAAGACAUUCUGGAAACACUCAUAAGGGAAACUGAAUCUAAAAGUGGGAAAUAAGCCACUCCACUGACUCCUGUAUUGAGUCAAAAGCUGGGGCUUCUCCAUAUAAUUUCUCCCGCGUACCUUAAUUCUAAUCACAUUCCUAUCA